AAUAUAAAACCAACCAUUCUAUAUUUUAGUCCUCUCUCUCUCUCCCUCUCUGUGACAUAUCAAGACUCCAUGGAGGACUACAACAGGUCAAGAUCAUAUUCAUAUUCCUCUUAUGGUGGUAGCAAUAUGCAGAUUGAGAGUUACCAUGGUCCACAAAUACCACCACCACCUGCUACUACUUCCUAUGAACUAAGGUCUUAUAGUGCCUCUUAUGCACAGUCUCAGAUGGCUAACAACAACUUCACCACCAACACUAGGGACUUUAAGCUCAAGACAGGCAAAAACGCUUCUGGGUCUUCUUCUUCUAAAUCUUGGAGCUUCACUGACCCUGAAUUUCAAAGGAAGAAAAGGGUUGCUAGUUACAAAAUGUACAGUGUUGAAGGCAAAGUCAAAGGGUCUUUUAGGAGGAGUUUCAGGUGGCUCAAGGAUCGGUACACCCAAGUGGUUUAUGGAUGGUGGUGAUUUGGUUGGUAUUUUUUCCCCUUUUCAUUUUCUUGUUGCUUAUCUUCUUUUUCCUUUUUCUGUUUUGUGUUUGUAUUUAAGUUCUUGGGGUGGCAAUUCAAAUUUCUGUCACAAAAAAUUUGUAGAUUGAUCUGUUAUUUUGGACUAGCUUUGAGUUAUAUAACUGAUUGUUGUUACUUUCUUUUUGCUAUCUGGAAAGAGGGUUCAAAUUAA
Molecule: messenger RNA, 675 nt
Organism: Ricinus communis (castor bean)
Lineage: Eukaryota; Viridiplantae; Streptophyta; Magnoliopsida; Malpighiales; Euphorbiaceae
Exons: 1
Coding region: 70-462 (130 amino acids)
Source: RefSeq, a predicted model, not a curated record